This is a messenger RNA of Branchiostoma belcheri (Belcher's lancelet), 2975 nucleotides long. RefSeq names its product vacuolar protein sorting-associated protein 11 homolog. NCBI's taxonomy places the organism in Eukaryota, Metazoa, Chordata, Leptocardii, Amphioxiformes, Branchiostomatidae. Gene Ontology annotation, cellular component: endosome; HOPS complex. The record is from RefSeq and is a predicted model, not a curated record. Gene Ontology annotation, molecular function: protein-macromolecule adaptor activity; protein binding. Gene Ontology annotation, biological process: vacuole organization; vesicle-mediated transport; intracellular protein transport. Bases 54 to 2975 code for a protein of 973 amino acids. The transcript is spliced from 22 exons.
CACCUUUGCACCCGGUGACCUCUGACCCGCAGACGACCUGCAGUCCAUCCAAGAUGGCGUUUUUACAGUGGCGCAGGUUUAACUUCUUUGAUAAGGAGAUAGUGAAGGAUGAGGGAGGGCAGGUGUUUGACGGGCUGAAGGGCAUCGACAUCUCGGUCUGCGCAAGUGGCAGGGGGCAGAUCCUUUUCCUUAACAGUUUGCUACAUUAUGAAGGGAACAUCCACUUCCUAAACCGGAACCUGGAACUCUCCACCUUCAAGGCUUACGAACUCCGCAUCACUCAUCUGUGCCAGGUUAAACAGCAGGGUAUCCUGGUCACUGUCGGGGAUGAUGAACCAGGUACCAACCCCAUCAUUAAGGUUUGGAACCUGGAGAAGCGAGACAAGGCAGGAAACCCCACAUGUUCCCGUAUUGUGCGCGCGGUGCCCGGUAAAGAGUCAUCUCCUGUCUCCGCCCUCGCGGUGCACGAGAACCUGAACCUCAUGGCUGUCGGCUUUCAGGACGGGACUGUGGUGGUGUACCGGGGAGACGUCACGCGGGACAGACACAGUAAGUCUCGAGUGAUCCACCACACGGCCGGCGCAGUGACCGGUCUGGCCUUCCGACAGGCGGCCAAAGUUAACCACCUGUUCGUGGUCACCAAAGACAGCGUCCAGUCCUACAACCUCACCGCAAAGGACCACAAGGAAGAACUGGACGCAUUCGGCUGUGAACCGAGAUGUUCAGUACUUAGUGACACAUCGCAAGACAACCAGUUUGUGAUUGGGCGUCCAGACGCGGUGUAUUUUUACCAGACAGACGGGCGCGGCCCGUGUCUGGUGUUUGAGGGAGAGAAGAAGACCCUACAGUGGUACCGAGGGUACCUGGUGGUGGUGGGGAAGGAGAACAAGGCCAUGCCUAGACCACCCCCGGGUGGCCAGUCCCGUGACAUGAGUAUUGUGAACGUGUACGACAUCCAGAACAAGUUCAUCGCCUACUCCGCACCACUGCCAGAUGUUACUGAUGUCAUCUGUGAAUGGGGAUCUCUCUACAUACUCACAGGAGAGAACCGUUUGAUGCAGUUGAUAGAGAAAGACAUCCAGACCAAGCUGGAGAUGUUGUUUAAGAAGAACCUGUAUGUGUUAGCCAUAAACCUGGCCAAGUCUCAGCACUUUGACCAGGACGGUCUGGUGGACAUAUUUACUCAGUACGGAGACCAUCUGUACAGCAAGGGCGACUAUGAUGGGGCUAUCAACCAGUAUGUCAAGACUAUAGGUAAACUGGAGCCGUCCUAUGUGAUAAGAAAGUUCCUGGAUGCCCAGAGGAUCCACAACCUGACUGCAUAUCUACAGUCACUACACAAGGCCCAGCUGGCUACAGAAGAUCACACCACACUGCUACUCAACUGUUAUACUAAACUGAAGGACACCAACAAACUGGACCAGUUCAUCUACUCUAAGGAUAAAGAGGUAGACUUUGAUGUGGAAACUGCGAUCAAAGUGUGUCGCCAGGCUGGGUACUACGACCACGCCCUGUCCCUGGCAGAACGACACAGUCAGCACGAGUGGUACCUCAAAAUUCAGCUCGAGGACAUCAAGGACUACCAGAAGGCUCUAACGUACAUCUCCAAACUGGGCUUCUACGAAGCUGAGAGUAACAUGAAGAAAUACGGCAAAAUUCUCAUGUCAGAGGUUCCCCAGCAGACCACAGAGCUAUUAAAGCGACUGUGUACAGACUACAGACCCAGUGACAUCCCACUGGCUGAUGAACAGACACUACAGGGGGGGAUGCCAGCCAGGAUCCAUAAAGCCCCAGCUGAUGAGUUUAUCCACAUCUUUGUCAGCAACUCUUCCAAACUCAUGGAGUUCUUGGAGCACAUGAUCAAGGUGCAGCCCAGUUCCCCCUCCCUGCUGUAUAACACCCUACUGGAGCUGUACCUACAUGACAUGGCUCAUGAUGGGAGUCAGAAGGCAGAGUUGGACAGGAAGAGUUUGGACCUUCUGCAAAACACAGAUGCUCACUAUGAUGUCAACCAGGCCCUCGUGCUCUGUCAGAUGCACAAUUAUAAGGCGGGUAUCCUGUACCUGUAUGAGCGUGAGCGACUGUACCAGCAGAUCCUUCGGUACCACAUGGACCAUGACGAGUACGUCCACAUCAUCAACACCUGUAAGAAGUUUGGGGGACAGGACCCAAACCUGUGGGUCCAGGCGUUGGCAUAUUUUGCCCGUAAGGAAGAGAACUGCCGUACACAGAUGAUGGAGGUUCUACAGCACAUCGACAGACACAACCUGCUGCCCCCACUGCUAGUGGUGCAGACCCUGGCUCACAACUCAACUGCUACACUGGCUGUGGUCAAGGAUUACAUCACACGACGACUGCAGCAGGAGAAUGACCAGAUCCAGGAGGAUGAACGUUUGAUCCAUCAGUACAGACAGGAGACAGAGAAGAUGAGGAGUCAGAUACAGGAACUCAAGACUAGUGCGAAGAUUUUCCAGGUGUCGAAGUGCAGCAUUUGUAACCAUCCGCUGGAACUGCCUUCUGUACACUUCCUGUGUCAGCACUCCUUCCACCAACAUUGUUUUGAAGGCUAUGCAGAGAAUGAGACAGAAUGUCCAGUCUGUAUGCCAGAGAACAGAAAAAUCCUGGACAUUAUCAGAGCUCAGGAGCAACACAAAGAACUCCAUGAACAGUUUCACCACCAGCUGGAGAGAGCACCAGAUGGGUUCUCUGUUGUAGCAGACUACUUCGGCAGAGGGGUGUUUAACAAGGUCACACUGAUCACAGACUCCCCUGCUGCCCCACCGCCCUCUGGUGUAAACCCCUUUGGAGAGCCUCCAGAACUACAAAUAAAACCAGCAGCCCCCAAACCAGCCUCCAAGUCAGCUGCUGCCCCCAAUCCAUUCGAUGAUGAUGAUGACACAAGCAACCCCUUCCUCGCAGAAAGCACGAAUCCAUUCGGUGAACCAGAAAGUACCAACCCUUUCGGGGAGGAUUAA